Messenger RNA from Aspergillus piperis CBS 112811, 3073 nucleotides. Its product is annotated as putative transmembrane glycoprotein. Bases 97 to 2925 code for a protein of 942 amino acids. The transcript has a single exon. The record is from RefSeq and is a predicted model, not a curated record. Gene Ontology annotation, cellular component: membrane. Lineage: Eukaryota; Fungi; Ascomycota; Eurotiomycetes; Eurotiales; Aspergillaceae. Gene Ontology annotation, molecular function: calcium ion binding.
CCUAGUUCUUCAAGCUGUGCUUGGAUGAUACGUCUGGAAGAUCUAUAGGAACGUCUAUCGAAUACCUGCCAGGACCGUUCCACUUGCUUAGGAGAUAUGGCGCUCUUUGCGUUGGCUCUCCUCAGCAUCCUGGUGACUGUUGUUGCAGGUCUGCAGGCCAGCUACCCUGUUAACGCGCAGCUACCUCCGGUAGCCCGGGUAUCGAAGCCAUUCAAAUUUGUCUUCUCGCCGGGCACCUUUUCUGGAAGCGAUGACAACACACAAUACUCGCUUUCGAACGCGCCGUCAUGGCUCGAAGUCGACAGCCAAACCCGCACGCUAUCCGGAACACCGCAGAAAGAUGACCAAGGAUCACCGACGUUCGAUCUUGUGGCCUCAGAUGGCUCGGAGUCUGUGGACAUGCAAGUCACAUUAAUUGUAACAACCGAUGAUGGACCGCAACCGGGAAAGCCGCUGUUCUCACAACUCGAAGACAUGGGAGCAACCUCGGCCCCAGACACUAUCCUCCUACAUACCGGCGACUCUUUCUCAUUAUCCUUUGAGCCGGACACGUUCACCAACACGCGCCCGUCAACGGCCUACUAUGGCACAUCUCCAGACAACGCACCGCUACCCUCAUGGAUUGUUUUCGACCCAGCAUCACUCAGCUUUUCUGGUACAACACCAGGUAGUGGACCUCAAACAUUCAGCUUCAAUCUUAUAGCCUCGGAUGUGACUGGGUUCAGCGCGGCUACCAUGACCUUUGAGAUGACCAUCAGUCCACAUAUCUUGGCGUUCAAUCGGAGCACGCAGACAUUCUUCCUCUCGAAAGGACGGCAGUUCACUAGUCCGCAAUUUGCCAGCAAUCUCACCUUGGAUGGACAUGACACGACGAAGAGUGACUUGACCGACAUUAAGGUGGAUUCGCCAGAUUGGUUGUCCCUGGAUGACGAGACCAUCUCUCUGAGUGGCACGCCCCCUGCAGAUGCCGCCGAUAAUAAUGUCACGAUUACCGUGACGGAUAAAUAUCAAGACGUAGCCACGCUGAUUGUCAGUCUACAGUUCACUCAAUUCUUUCGCAACGACCAGAAUGUAUGCGAUGCUAUCAUCGGGCAGUUUUUCAUGCUGGUCCUUGACGACUCUGUCUUGACCAACGAUUCUGUCCAGGUAGACGUUGACUUAGGGCAAGAUCUUCCCUGGCUUCACUACAACCGUGACAACAAGACUAUAUUCGGACAAGUUCCCUCCGACAUCAGUCCGGGAAGCUAUCAUAUCAACCUCACUGCCCGGGAGGGUACCGCAGAGGACACUCGCCAGUUAACUAUCAAGGCGAUGUCAGAAGGGACCACAGGCGGGCCAGGCACAAUCAAUUCUACAGCCUCCGAUGCAAAUAACAGCAUUCGCGGAGGCAAGGCCGGUAUUAUUGCUAUUGCUGUCGUCGUCCCCUUCGUGUUUCUAAGCACUGCCUUGCUUCUCUUCUGCUGCUGGCGGCACAAGCGUAAAGCGGCCGCAAAGCAAUCUCAGGAUGGACAGGAGGCCGAGAAAACGCUAUCAACCCAGCCAGACGGCGAAGGUAUCACGCAUAGUCGGCCUUACGAAGAAACUGCUCAGGGCGAGCCCCCGAGGAUUCUGAGGAUCCCUUCACAAUCAUCAGAGCCUCCAAAACUGGAGCUACCAUUAUGGCAUGCGAGCCCAUCGAAAAACAACGAGCAAGCCCCAGACGCAGCCGGCAAAGAAAACACCCUCUCCGAUCCUACAUUCGAUUGGGGAGGUUUCGCUUCUCUCAAGGGACCCGAACCAGAAGAGGCCAAACCAGUGGAGGAGGCACCGCCACAGCCGAAACGCCUGUCUUUCCAGAACAGUCCCCCCUUACACCGACGAACAACCACCACUAGUUCUAGGAGACGAGAGCCCCUUCGGCCGAUUCAGCCUAGGAGGUCCCUGAAGCGAAAUUCUACCACUCGAUCGCGUAGAUAUUCCAAACGGUCGAGUGGUAUAUCUACAGUGGCGUCCGGGCUUCCAGUCCGACUCAGUGGUGCCGGACAUGGGGCCGGUGGUUUCGGGCCUCCAGGACAUGGCGUGGUCCGUCUUUCCUGGCAGAAUACACAGGCUUCGUUUGGAAGUGACGAGAGUGACGUAGGAAACCUAGCGCCGCUGUUUCCACGACCGCCACCUCGAACCAGAGAGAGCGGGGAUUAUUCCAGACGAAUGAGCCUGCGAACAGUCGAGCCUGACGAAUCGACCAUUUCUGAAGCGGACUCACUAGAGGCGUUUCUUCACAGCCGCGCAAAGAGUCGGAAUUCGUCCAACCCGCUCUUCGCAGGUCAAUUUGGCCGUCGAGCAUCAUCGGGCUGCCGGGCUCUCGAAAGAGCUCGAAGCACAGCCAGUCGCGCCGACACAGUAGCCAGUUCCAACUAUAUUGAGGAAUAUCGAAACUCAAUUCAAGAGCGGCCGUGGUCGACAGCCAUGUCUGCCUCCAUUUACACGGAUGAUCAUCGUCAGUCGGCUUAUUUACAUAGCCUGUCCGAAGAAUCUUCAGACAUGGGGCCACCCCGCCCCGUGGGCAAACUGCCCAGCCAAUCGAGUCUGGCGCAGAACUACUCUGAGACGAUUGCGCCCCUGCCUCGCUUCUACAGCGAAGUAAGCUUGGAUGAGCCGAAACGGUUCGACGGAGGGCAGGAAUUGGGAAAAGAGAACGAUCCGCCCACUGAGCGGCAGCUCCGCGGGAGCUCACGCCCUUGGUAUCAGACCGGCUUUUACACCCACGGUGAUAUAGCUGGUGCCGGACAGUCAUCGCGAAAAAGCCCUUCACUCUACUCCAUUCCUUUCGAUUCCAAAUCACGCCGAGUGAGCUUGAACCGAGCGGUGGAGCGGGAAUGGGAAGAGCUGCACAGUAUGCAGAGGGAGCCGGCAGGAAGCUUGAGAAACAACGCAGCCUUCUUGUGAAUGGGGUGACAAACGCAAUUCUUAGUAUUUAUGUUCAUAUCGGUUUUAUGGUUUUGCUUCACUGUCGACCAGGUCGUUUAGAAAAGUGUUCGGCGAGCGUGAUAUCCAUGGAUUCUGAAUUUGGUUUCUUUGUUGAUCCUCGGACCGU